AUGCCAGGUGGAUCAAGAUCCACCUUAGAAUACAAUAAUGGGGUAGAAGAAGUGGAAGAAGAAGUGGGAGAAAUAGAAGGAGUUGAAAAGGGAAGCUUAAGGAAGAAGAAAAAGAGGAGGAAGGGAAGGAAGGAGGAAAAUUGGGAAGGGUGGAAGAAAUUAAGGAGGAGGAAGGAGGAAGAAGAAGGAACAGCUGUAGAAGAAGGGGGAAUGAAAGAAGGUACAGCCGUUGAAAGGAUAGAAGAAGGAACUAAAGGGGGGAUAGAAGUUGAAACUAAACGUCGCCUUGGCGCGACAAUCGCACGAUUCACCUUGAACGCGCACCUGUCGUGUUCGCUGAGUCAUCGUUUAAAAGAUAAGAUCACUUGA
Molecule: messenger RNA, 369 nt
Organism: Funneliformis geosporum
Lineage: Eukaryota; Fungi; Glomeromycota; Glomeromycetes; Glomerales; Glomeraceae
Source: the annotation of a GenBank genome assembly